AUAGAAAGGCUUAGCUGUCGUUUCAUAUUUCUCAUCCACAAACGACGAUCGGCGAAGGGCUCACACCUCCGCAGUAGCAGUUUCCCUUUUCCCUCGAUCUUCUCCGAUUCGAUUCCGAAGCCUCUGUGAAAAUGAACGACGCAGAUGUCUCCAAGCAAAUCCAGCAGAUGGUCAGGUUUAUCCGCCAGGAAGCCGAGGAGAAAGCAAACGAGAUCUCUGUCUCCGCCGAAGAAGAAUUCAACAUCGAGAAGUUGCAGUUGGUUGAAGCCGACAAAAAGAAGAUCCGCCAAGAGUACGAGCGCAAAGAGAAGCAAGUUGAAAUUCGCAAGAAGAUCGAGUACUCUAUGCAGUUGAAUGCUUCUCGGAUUAAAGUUCUUCAAGCUCAAGAUGACGUGAUUAAUAACAUGAAAGAAGCAGCAUCCAAGGAACUUUUGAAUGUGAGCCGUGAUCAUCAUGUGUACAAAAACCUUUUACAAGAUCUCAUUGUUCAGAGUUUGCUGAGGUUGAAGGAGUCUUCUGUCUUGUUACGGUGUCGGAAAGAUGAUGUGCAUUUGGUAGAGCAAGUGUUGGAUUCAGCUACUCGAGAGUAUGCGGAGAAGGCUGGUGGUGAUCCACCAGAGAUCAUUAUUGACAACAUCUAUCUUCCACCUGCCCCCAGCCACCAUAAUUCCCAUGAUCCCUAUUGCUCUGGAGGGGUGGUGUUGGCUUCUCGAGAUGGAAAGAUUGUGUGUGAAAACACCCUUGAUGCACGUUUGGAUGUGGUGUUUCGUAAAAAGCUACCAGAGAUCCGCAAACAGCUCUUUGGACAAGUUGCUGUUUAAAGACAUUGGUUGUGUAUUGUUUCGUUGCCCUUAGAAUUUUUAUAUUUUACUGCUGAGUUUGUAUGUGAUCGGAAGAUGUAUCGUGCCAUCGCUCCUGUAAUCUUAGUAUGUAUGUUAUUUGGUAACUUCAUUUUUUGGGUGUUAGUCACUUUUUUCAUGUCGUAUUUGAUGGGGGGCUUGCGAUGGUCUUAAAGUUUUAGUGAUAAAUAUUUUCAACUUAACAAUAAGUGUUCGCAAUAACUCAGUGUUGGUUUCAGCUUCUUUGGUAAUUAAGUAGCAAUAUAUUGAACAUUGCUGUCAGCGUUGUGAUAGUAGUACAACUGUUCUCAAUAUGGGGUUCCUGGUGCAAAUAAAUAAAGUACAUGAAGAAUUGGUAACG
Abrus precatorius (Indian licorice) is the source of this 1200-nucleotide messenger RNA. Its product is annotated as V-type proton ATPase subunit E-like. The record is from RefSeq and is a predicted model, not a curated record. Gene Ontology annotation, cellular component: proton-transporting two-sector ATPase complex, catalytic domain. The coding region runs from base 132 to 821 and encodes 229 amino acids. Gene Ontology annotation, molecular function: proton-transporting ATPase activity, rotational mechanism. NCBI's taxonomy places the organism in Eukaryota, Viridiplantae, Streptophyta, Magnoliopsida, Fabales, Fabaceae. Gene Ontology annotation, biological process: proton transmembrane transport. The transcript is spliced from 6 exons.